Molecule: messenger RNA, 5270 nt
Organism: Drosophila biarmipes
Lineage: Eukaryota; Metazoa; Arthropoda; Insecta; Diptera; Drosophilidae
Gene: Nup214
Product: nuclear pore complex protein Nup214
Exons: 8
Coding region: 97-5181 (1694 amino acids)
Biological process (GO): RNA export from nucleus; protein import into nucleus
Cellular component (GO): nuclear pore
Molecular function (GO): structural constituent of nuclear pore; protein binding
Source: RefSeq, a predicted model, not a curated record
AUUUCACCUCUCUUGACCUGCAGCCACACUACUGGCUCGAACUGAAAUUUAGAAAAACUGCGCGAAAUUGCCAAAAUAAUAGCGAAAUCCGACGAAAUGGCGCAAAACGCACCCGCCUGCAGGGACACACAGGAUUUUCAAUUUAAGCUGCACGACAAGUUCGUGGCGUUCAAAAAAUGCGGCGACCCCCGCAGCAAUGUGAAACUGCUGGCGAUCUCCAGCAGCCGGGGACUGCUCUUCGCCGGCAACCCCAACCAGCCGGAACUGAAGGUGAUCAUCGCCAAGGACCUGGCCAAUGCCAAGAGCACGGGCCAGCAGCCUCAGGCGCGACUGGUGCCGUUGCCCAGUGUUCCCAACUACAUCGCCUGCAGCUCCGACGGCAACCUGCUGGCCGUCAACCACACCCAGAACGGCACCAGCCUGCUGAGCAUCUACUCGGUGCAGUCCUUUAUGACCCCGGACAUUCGGCCCGUUUACAACAUCCGCCUGGCCGCAGAGGACCACGUGCACGCCGUCCAGCUGCUGUGGAAUCCCGUGCUGCCCAACAGCCUGGCCGUCGUCCUGAGCAACGGAGCCCUUGGCAUGUAUGCUCUCAAGGAGGGCGGCAACUUCGAAAUGCACUCGCUGGACAAGAGCCAGCAGGUGAAGUGCGGCUGCUGGUCGCCGAAGGGUAAACAGAUCGUGCUCGGCUUUCCCGCCGGCAAGGUGCAGCAGUUCAAGCCGGAUCUGACGCCCGCCAAGACGCUGUUGUGUCCGCCGAACAUCCAUGACGCGCCCUUCGACACCAUCGCCAUCCAGUGGCUGUCGACGUUCCAGUUUGCGGUGAUCUUCCUGCAGCACGGCGAGGACUGCAAUCCCUCGCUGUACAUCCUCAACGCCCCCAAGGCUGGGGCACCCAGCUACAUCAACUACUACGACAUCUGCUACAGCCUGAAUGGUCCGCGAAAUCAUCAGUUCCUCUUCAGCCAUGUGGCCCCGUGGAAUCUGCUGCUCGUGAUCUCAGCCAAUGGCGUGGAGGUCGGCGUGAUGGGCACCUCGGAGGCCGGUGAUACGCCCGCCUGGCACCAGUUUACUUUGCUGGAUGAAGCGCGCAUUGAGCUGCCCCUCAAUGAGACCAAUCAAGAGGAGACCUUCCCGCUCGGCUUUGCCUACGAUACGUCCUCGACGCACCAGCUGACCAUAAACGAGCAGAAGCUGCAGACCAUGCCCAUGGUGCACGUUUUGGGCUCGGAUGGAACCCUCCUCUCCUUCAAUUUCCUGAACAUGCUGCCGACAGCGGUGUCUGUUUGCUCGCCACCGCCCCCAGUGGCUGAUACUUCGGGACAGUUCAAGCCGCUGAACUCGUUGCUUCCCAGUGAGGAUGAGGAGCAGCCGGCUGCGGCAGCCAGUCCGCCGCCCAAGACUCCUGCGGUGUCUGCUCCCUCGGACAUAUCGUUCGCCUUCACACCGAAUACGGUUACUUCAACGCCGGCUCCCUCAAAGGAUAAGCCGUCAUCGCUGUUCUCAGGCUUUGGAGCAGCUGCAGCCAAACCUCCAGCCCCGCAGCUGUCCUUCGGAGCUGCGCCGACUCCCGCUCCACUUUCGUUCGGAGCUGCAACUACCGCACCAGCCAAGCCGGCCGCAGCAUUUGGUGGAUUUGCAGCACCAGCAACGACAUCGGCCAUGAGUUCAAUGUUCUCCGCACCCGGAGCGAAUGCCUUCGGCGGAUUGGCAACGAACAAACCAGCAGGGACUCCUCGUGCCGCAGCACCAGAAACCAGUGCUCCAGCAGCUGCUUCAGCUCCUGCAACCAAACCACUCUACACUGUUCCCCCGACUUUUACACCGGUGGCCUCGAAGGCAGCCCCAUCGGCUGCUCCACCUCCAAGUGUGGAAAGCACCCUUAAGCCAGAUGACACGGAGCCCAUUAUCAAGGACAUGAUUGCCCUGCAAAUCGACGCCUUCAGCCAGGAUAUCCAAAAGCAAAAGGAUCAGACAAAUGAGCUGCUUAAAGGCAUUGCAGCGCCAUCAACUCUGCGGGUAUUUGCCAAACGCUUGGAUGACCUGCAGGAGCUGAACGAACAAGCCAAGGAUGUGGAGUUUGAGUUGGAUGUACAGGGAUUGCGGCAGGGUCUGAACGAGGCCUAUGCCAUCGUAGCCGAGUGCCGUGGCAAGCUGGAGAUUUACAGGAAACCCGAUAUCACGCGUCUCAUGAACUCCAGUUCCUGCGAUCCCGCUGGCCGCCGAAUGCUGGCCCGCCUGCAGAGCUAUGUGGCCGCCAAUGAGGCCCAGCUGCGUCUCGCCCAGCAGCAUGUUGAUGUGCAGUGGGAGCAGUUCCAGGACAUGGUGCGGCGCAACUCCAAGUCCCGCAUGCACAUGCCGUGUCUGGAAGGCAUCUACCAGCGACUGACCAGGCUGCAAAACCUCGCUUCUGAUCAGCGCAUCCUGCAGAACAAUAUCAAAGCCAAGCUCAAGGAGCGCGGACUGCUUCAGGCUGCCCUUCUCGACCAGGAGAACAGCCGCACACGCACCAACGAAGCAGUGGAAACUCUGGCCGACUCCAUUCUCUCGAUGAGUCUAAGCCAGGUAGUGGACUCCAAUGCAGCCAAACUCACGCAUCAGCGGCUGCAGAAGAUUCGAAAGGUUGUCCAGCUGCAGAAGAUCAAUAUUAUAUGUCCCCAGCGACCGGAUCGCGUGGGACUCAAGUCGGAGGUCAUCUUGGAAACCAAGCGCAGGGCGGAGCAGAUCAAGAAGGCGGCCGCCAAGCCAGCAACGGCCAACAAGUACACCCAGGCAGCAGUGGCUCCACCUCCUGCACCAGCUGCUGCGCCCACACCUCAAACUCUUCCGACAGCGGCUCCUCAGUUGCCAAAACCCAUGCCAUCUAAGCCAGUAGUUGUGGAGAAACCCCACCCCCUUCCGGUGGCGCCUCCUGUGUCGACGCCAUUCUCCUUCAGCCAGAGCAGCCCGUUUGUGAAGACCUCCACUGUGACUCCCACGACAAAUACCGUGACUCCUGGCGAGGCUGCCAAGCCGGGUCUCUCCAUGUUCGGCGGUCUGAGUAGCGGUAGUUCCAGCUUCAGUUUUGGUGGUGCUGCUCCCAAGUCGGCGCUCUCAUUCGGAGGAGGAUCUUCUGCUGCGGAAACAUCUCCAACUACAGUAACGAAACCAGUGGCUGAAAAAGAACAGCCUGCUCCAGAGCCUGCUAAGCCUAAGGAGCAGAAACAAGGAUUUGAAAUCAAACCUGUGAAACCCGUUCCUGAAGCAACAAAAGUAGCACCUCAAACUCCAAAGGCAGAGACCUCCAACAAAUCCUUUGGGUUUGGAGGCUUUACAGGAACUGGCGGAGCUGUGGGAAGUGCUUCUAGCUCUCCGUUCAGCUUUGGUGGAUUGGGCUCCUCCCUUGGCUUUGGAGGAACUGCCCCUGCCGUUCCGAAAUCGGAAGCUCCUAGCACUGCAGUCACUGCGCCAGUUGUGUCAUUUGGCUUGUUCUCGGCAACUGUAGCCAAACCAACGACCACUGAGCCCACAGUGACUAGCAGCACCGCCUCGACAACUAGCAAACCAACGCCUGUUAUUGCAUCCCCAGCUUCAACUGAUGUUCCUCCAGCAAGCACGACCACCGGAGGGGCCACCAAUUCGGAUCCCACUGGCGGUCUUUUCGGCUCUGUCAACAUUUGCAAGCCCAAUACACCAGCAGAUUCCCCUAAACCAGCCAAUAUUUUUGGAGGCCUCACUGGUGGUUCGGGCCCUGGAAGCUUCUCGUUUGGCGGAGGAGCUGGAGAUGCCUCAAAGGGACUAUUUGGCAACACCACUAAACCAGCAAUGACUAUAGCAGCUGCUUCAACUGUUGCGGAGACCACCGUCAAAACGGAUCCCAUUACAACAACGGCAGCACCAGCUGCAGCUGUGACCACGACUGUUGCGGCAAGUCCAGCAGCGAAUCCUCCGGCAGCGACAGCAGCCACAACUAGCGCAACAGUGUCAUCCAGCACUGCUGUUCCGGGCAGCGCCUUCUCCUUCUCAAACGCGUUUAGCAGCCUGAGCGCAGGAGGUGUGCCAACUACUACUGCUGCUGCUCCCUUGGCUGCGACCAGCUCCACCACAUCCACAGCCAGCAACUCGUCGACCUCAGUGUUCGGCGGAGGCGGCUUUGCAGCAGCAACAGCUUCGACAGCGGCUCCAGUGGCUAGUCCCUUCCAAACGGCUGCAAAGACCACAGCUCCGAGUGGAAACAUUUUCGGCAGCAUACCCAAGCCGGAGACGAGUGUUUUUGGAGCAUCUCCUACAAAUCCCACGGCUGCAGCUUCGCCAGCUGCCCCUCCCACGGGUCUUUUUGCGUCGGCUGCCAUUAGCAACCCGUCGCCAUUCGGCAGUCCUUCAACUGCAGCACCUGCAUCCGGCGGCAACAUCUUUGGUCAAGCUGCCAAGCCGAAUGUAUUUGGACAACCGGCCGCUACAGCCGAGGGCGGAGGAUCUAUUUUCGGCGGUGGAACCAAUUCACCAUUUGGAUCGAGCUCCAUUUUCGGGGGAAGUAAUCAACAAAGCCCUGUCGCCGCCCCCGCUGCUGGCGGUACCUCAAUCUUCGGGCAAAAUGUGUUUGGUCAGCCAGCGGCAGCUACACCGGCAGCAGGCGGAAACAUAUUCUCCAAUCCCGUGGGCACCCCGCAAGCUUCUGCCUUCGGGGGCGGAGGCAGCUCCAUCUUUGGAUCACCUGCUCCAGCGGCAGCUUCGCCAGUCUCUGGCGGCUCUAUCUUUGGUGGCGGCAGCAGCUCUGGCGGAUUUGGUUCCUUCUCGCAGACAACACCAGCUCAAGGUGGCUUCGGCGGGGGAUUUGCUCAGGGCGGCGGUGGAUCAGUGGCCCAGACAGGCUUUGGAUCGCCUCAAACGGCGCAGCAGCAGCCGGCACCAGGCGGAUUUGGAGCUAAGCCGGUGUUCGGAUCGCCGGCCUUCGGAGCGAGCCCCACCUUUGGGGGCGGAGCCACCUUUGGCAGUCCCAAGGGAUUCGGUGGAUUCGGCGCGACCAGCCCUGUGGCAUCACCUCCAGCCUUCGGGGCUGCAGGCAAGCCGGCGCAGGGAAAUAUCUUUGAAACAUUGGGUGGCCAGGAGUCUGGCCUCUCCUUCGGAAAUUUGGCACAGACCGGAAAUUCCAAUACCCAGAAACCGGCCUUCGGAGGAUCGAGUUUUAUGAAUUAUCGUUGAGUUGUUCCUGUAAAUGUUAUUAAAAUAGCCAUUUAAAAUAUAUAUGUGUCAUUAUUAAAAUUAAAAAAAUCCCCGGUCUUAUCUUGAUA